AUGCACUUCACCAAGAUACUGCUCGCCUCUGGCAUCCCCCUUCUAGCUGUCUGCAACCGUUUCAAGCUCAAGCCCCGUACCAUCUCACCCCCUUUUCAUCUCCUCGCAAUCCACUCAACAAGCCCCAUCCAUCUCCAACCCAUCAACGCCAGACUCGGAGGCUUCUACAUCGGCGAAAGACCCGAAACUUACUGUCCGCUAGCACCGUGCCCGGUUGUAAAUCAGACAGGAUUCAUCGUUGCCAACGGCAAGUCAUUCUUGGACGUCUCGGUCGCAGGAGGCCAAAACCUCUACGUCGAUCCCCACGGCGCACUCUCCUUCACACGCGCCGGCAGCCCCGGCGCCAUCCCCGAGGGCGCCGCGACGGCCAAUUUCACCUACACCCCUGCCAUCGACGACGACGACGGGCCCGGAUCGUUCAUGUUCUCGGGACUCGGCGCCGACGGCUUUCUGGCCUGUCCGAGCGACGGACCCGCUGGCAUCCCCUACAGCGUAUUCGCCAACGUGACAGGGUUGACCGACGCAACCGUGCCCGGUGGCAAUGUGAGUGCUUGUGUUGGGAUCGCUGCCGCCGCGUUUGCGUAUACGUAUGAGGACAAUGUUGUGGCUUAUGGGUACGAUUGA
This is a messenger RNA of Letharia columbiana, 624 nucleotides long. RefSeq lists its product as uncharacterized. The record is from RefSeq and is a predicted model, not a curated record. Lineage: Eukaryota; Fungi; Ascomycota; Lecanoromycetes; Lecanorales; Parmeliaceae. The transcript is spliced from 2 exons. Bases 1 to 624 code for a protein of 207 amino acids.